Messenger RNA from Quercus lobata, 1677 nucleotides. RefSeq names its product probable glucan endo-1,3-beta-glucosidase A6. Gene Ontology annotation, biological process: carbohydrate metabolic process. The coding region runs from base 59 to 1462 and encodes 467 amino acids. Gene Ontology annotation, molecular function: hydrolase activity, hydrolyzing O-glycosyl compounds. The record is from RefSeq and is a predicted model, not a curated record. The transcript is spliced from 3 exons. Lineage: Eukaryota; Viridiplantae; Streptophyta; Magnoliopsida; Fagales; Fagaceae.
UGCAUUUAGGAGCUUCAUUAUUCAGACACAUUUAUUGUUGAGCAAAGCAAAAAGAAAGAUGGGUCUUGUUAUUGUUUUAUUUCUCUUAUCUCUUCUCGGUCUCUCACGUCAUACAGAAAGUUGGAGCGAGGUUGGCAUUAACUAUGGCACCAUAGGGAACAAUUUGCCGUCACCACAUGAAUCCAUUAAGCACAUCAGAUCUAUGAAAGCUAGCCGUGUGAAGCUCUACGAUUGCAAUCCUGAAAUCUUGAAAGCACUAUCAGGGACCAGGAUCCAAGUUUCCAUUAUGGUCCGAAACAAUGAAAUCUCAAGCAUUGCUUCAAGCCAGACCAUAGCUGACCAAUGGGUCAAGACCAAUGUCCUUGCUUACUACCCCAAAACUCUGAUCCGAAUCAUACUUGUUGGCAACGAAGUCCUUAGUUACAAUGAUCAGAAAAUGUGGUGUGAUCUUGUCCCGGCCAUGCGUAAAAUCCAACAUUCUCUCAGAGCACAUAACAUCACAAACAUCAAAGUGGGUACUCCAUUUGCCAUGGACGUAAUGCAUUCAACUUUUCCACCAUCAUCUGGGACGUUCAGGUCCGAUAUAACUGCCACCGUGAUGUUACCAUUGCUAAAAUUCUUAAAGGGUACUCACUCUUUUUUCUUCAUCCAUGUGUACCCUUAUUUCCCUUGGUCAGCCAACCCCAACAACAUUCACAUUGAUCAAGCACUACUAAAAGAAACUUUUCAUUAUACUGACCUCGUAAAUGGCUUAAUCUACACAAAUCUUCUUGACCAAAUGCUCGACUCUGUGAUCUUCGCCAUGACCAAGCUCGGGUACCCAGACAUACGGCUUUCGAUAGCUGAGACAGGCUGGCCAACCGCAGGUGAUGCAAAUCAACACGGAGCGAAUGUCCACUUUGCAGCCACGUACAACCGAAAUCUGGUGAAAAAGAUUGCAGCAAAACCAGCAAUUGGAACUCCAGCAAGGCCUGGCAUGGUCAUACCAACAUUCAUAUUUGCAUUGUACAAUGAGAACCAAAAGAGUGGUCCAGGGACAGAGCGGAACUGGGGCUUGUUACACGCAGAUGGGACACCGGUUUACAAUAUCGACUUGAGUGGGAAGCAAGCAGCUUUCUCAUCAGACUUUGUACUACCGGUGCCCGUGGGGAAUCAUAAUGUGACGCAUAGGCAUAGGGGAGAGGCUUGGUGUGUGGCGAAGGCAGAGGUGGAUUUGAAUGCGCUACACUCGGCAUUGUCGUUUGCAUGUGGUCUAUGUGAGACCUGUGGUGCUCUUGCGCCUGGGAGAGAGUGUCAUGUACCAGGUUCAAAUUCAUUGACUUUGCAUGCAAGUUUUGCGUUCAGCUCUUACUUUGCAAAGUUCCACAAUCUGGGUGCGACUUGUGACUUCAACGGACUUGCUAUGCUAACCACAAACAAUCCCAGUCAUGGAUCUUGCAUGUUCCCAAGUGUAACUCUUUGAAGAUAUAUGAUUGUGAUUCUUCCGCAAGUUAAAUUGACACUUCGGCAGCUGAUACACAGGAGACGACGAUUCAUUGAUAUUUUCAAACUAUUAUUAUACAUCUUUUUAAGUAAUUGUGUUAGUCUUCCUCCCCUCCCACCCCUCCUAACUUGUAUCACGUCUACUUCAUUUAAUUGAUGUUAGUUCAAUGACAUAAUAAAUACAUAUUUGUAAUA